Molecule: messenger RNA, 1436 nt
Organism: Durio zibethinus
Lineage: Eukaryota; Viridiplantae; Streptophyta; Magnoliopsida; Malvales; Malvaceae
Product: defective in cullin neddylation protein AAR3-like
Biological process (GO): protein neddylation
Cellular component (GO): ubiquitin ligase complex
Molecular function (GO): ubiquitin-like protein binding; cullin family protein binding; ubiquitin conjugating enzyme binding
Source: RefSeq, a predicted model, not a curated record
UUUCUUUCUCUAUAUGGGAACAAAAUCAUUAAGGAAAAAACUUGAAAAAUCUGAUUUUGGUAAAAUACAGAGAAGGGAGGAGACUAUAACUAUAAAAGGACACGGGAAAAGAUAAAGUUUCGAUUUUUUAGUUGUGGGUUUUUCUUUGAAACUCACCAAAAAAAUAAAACGAAAAACCUAACUCGCCAGAGCUCCGAUAACAGUUGAGAUUCCGAUGGACUCUUUGGGUCCGAGUCGGUUUGAUAUCUUCGAGAUUUACUGGCGAUUCUGUGAACUUAGAACAGGAAAUGCAUAUGUUUGUGGUGAAGAAGGCUACCGACAAGAUGAUGAAUCACAAAGAUCUAAGUUAUCGAGGGAGGCAUUGAAUCAGCUUUUAAAGAUGGUGGAGUCAAGGAUGAUCACAAGGACUGCAAUCUUUGAUGAACUUCUCAAGCUGAUGCUACAACUAGACUUGACGGUGGACUUUUCUGAAUUCUCGCGCUUCUAUGAUUUUGUUUUCUUUAUAUGCCGAGAAAAUGGUCAAAAGAAUAUUACUGUAAGCAGGGCAAUUGCUGCAUGGAGAUUAGUAUUAGCGGGCAGGUUUCGAUUGCUUAACCAAUGGUGUGACUUUGUUGAGGAAAAUCAGCAUCACAAUGUUUCUGAGGAUACUUGGCAGCAAGUUUUAGCUUUUAGUAGGUGUGUGCAUGAAAAUCUGGAAGGGUAUGAUCCUGAAGGUGCUUGGCCUGUUCUGAUUGAUGACUUUGUUGAGCAUAUGUACAGACUUUCAGGGUCCAACAAAGAUUCAAAUGUUUUCUGUAGCUGUGGUGAUUCAGAGUACCAGUUAUGCGCAGAUGAGGACACCUUGCCUGGCUUAAGAGUAUUUCCCGGGUUGAAGAGGAAAUUGCCUGAAUGUCCUGAGGAUGAAAUGGAGUCCUUAGAUUCACACUUCUCAAUCUCUCCAGACCUGAAUUGCACAUUGAAUUCUAAGAGAAGUAGGUCGAUCGCACACAGAUCAGCUAAAAGGGAAGAUAAUACUCCCCAGAAUUCAUCUGAUGACUGCAUGGAAAUUGUUAAACACAGUAGUCCAAUGGGUUCUUCCAAGUCUCUGUGUGCGAUUGAAGGUUACCUGUCUAAGGGUUUUGCUGGGCUCUUAUCGAGCCGGUCGUAUUUUGCAGUUUGAUCAGUAAAGAAGUAUUACCUAUACAUAAAGCUCCCACCCGAGUUACAAUUAUAGAAAGAAUAUGUCCUUUGCAAUUCAAUGAUUUAGAUAUAUUCAUAUGUUGGCUGGGGGUAAGAUAACAGUUUGCCAACAUUUUCGGAUGAUUUUGUGGGUUAAUUUCUUAAUUUUCUCUUGGGACGUUUGUGCGGUUGUCAUUUUUUUGUUUCUGGUACUUGAGGUUGUAAGGGUUUGAAUUGAAUGAUGUUAUUGAAAUUAAAAGUCUAGCAUAUUAUCAACU